CACCAGGGGAACACCAGGGGAACACAAGGACCCAGGAAGGGAAUUUAAGAGAACAGGGAACCCUAAACAGGAGUUAAAAUCAGCCUGGUGCGUUUAAACAUGAUACCACGGGGCGACUGAGACUCGGAUCAGGAGCUUCAGUCUGAAUAAAACGAAACGAGUCGAGUUUUGCCGAGCGGAGCCGAACCCACCCGAGGAGACUGAAGAGGAGAGAGGGGACGUCUGGUACCGAGUUCUGGGGAUAAAAAGCCCUGCAUGCACAUGGACCAAGUUCAUCAUUUUGUUCAUCUUAUGUUUUCAAUGUCUGUGCAGAAAUAUCUGGAUUACCCUCAUGCCCGCGCGUUUGCGUGAACGCGGCUCCGUCUGAACCGCAGGAACUUUCAGGAUCACUUCGGAUUUCGUGGAGCGGAUUUUCCUCUGGACAUAAAUCAAUAGAUAAAAGAAAAUGCACUUUUUUGGAAUAUCGGUGUGCUUUGCGUUGUCGGCGCUGCUCUACACGAACCUCGCGUUCCAAUCCGGGCAAGAUUACUAUGAUUACGAGCAGGAGGAGGCGGACGAUGGCAUGGAGCUGUCCGAGCCAGUUCUGGAGGAGCAGUUGCGGUCAGCGGGCAGUGUGGACGAACUCAUGAGGCUGCUGUACCCCAGUUACUGGAACGUCCUGAAAUGCCGCUCAAAGAGAGGCGUGAAUCCUCGGUUCGCUCCCAGAGACGCGGACGUGAGGACGGAGGAGCUCACCUUCGCCGCUGCCUACUUCAACUUCGAUAUUUUUAAAAGUAUCGAAGCAGAAUGGAGGAAGACGCUGUGCACGCCCCGCGAGGUGUGUCUAGACGUGGGCAAAGAAUUCGGGGCGGCCACCAACACCUUCUACAAGCCGCCGUGCGUCUCCGUGUACAGAUGUGGAGGCUGCUGUAACAGCGAGGAGUACCAGUGCAUGAACAUCAGCACCAGCUUCAUCAGCAAAACGCUGUUUGAGAUCACCGUCCCGGUGAAGACGCAGCCCAAACCGGUCACCAUCAGCUUCGCUAACCACACCUCGUGUAGCUGUCUGUCCAAACUGGAUGUUUACAGACAGAAGCACUCCAUCAUCCGCCGAGCGCUGCCCGAAUGUCAUGUGGCGAAUAAAACGUGUCCGAAGAACCAGAGCUGGAGCAACGGCUUAUGCAGAUGUGUUUCUAUACACGACACACCAUUCCCCCAGCAGCACUCGGACGUGUUUGCUCAGAACCUCUGCGGCCCCGACAAGGAGCUGGACGAGGAGACGUGCCAGUGCGUGUGCAGGAAGGACCUGAGGAUGGCCGGCUGUGGGCCGCGGCGCCAACUGGAUAAAAGCACGUGCCAGUGCGUGUGCAAAACCAAGACGUCGUCCUGCGGCCCCCAUCACACCUUCAACAAGGACACGUGUCAGUGCGCCUGCAACAAAGUGUGUCCCAGUACGCACCCCCUCAACCGCACCAAGUGUGCCUGCGAGUGCACCGAAUCCCAAAACAAGUGCUUCCUCCGGGGAAGGAGGUUCCAGCCGUCCACGUGCAGCUGCUACAGGUUGCCGUGUAACGUGGAGCCGAGGAGGCGGCGAUGUGAGGAGGGAUUUUACUUCAGCGAGGAGGUGUGUCGCUGCAUCCCCAACUACUGGAGGAGACUGGAUUAGUCCACGCGGACUCAACAGCUAACCGAGCUAAAGCUGCUGCUGGACACAAUGGACGUUUUUUUUCGCUAGUGACGCUAGCUAGCGCGGAACCGUAGACUGGAUUAGCGCAUCGGCGAUGAAGGACUCGCUGAAACGAGGCGAGCGAGCCGAACCUCGGACCUGUUCAUCACGAGAGAUGUUUAAAGGCUGGAGCGGUUUUAUUUUCUCCGCCUCUCGUUCUCGGUUUGCUCAGUAUUUGUCAGAUAUUGAUUCUAUAAUUUAUUGCCACAUUUAUAGCAGUUUUGAAUCUUUGCCAAGGAAAUACACUGUGAUCAGUAUUUUUAUAUCAUGUG
Messenger RNA from Trichomycterus rosablanca, 1977 nucleotides. RefSeq names its product vascular endothelial growth factor c (gene vegfc). Gene Ontology annotation, biological process: vascular endothelial growth factor signaling pathway; response to hypoxia; positive regulation of endothelial cell proliferation. The transcript has 7 exons. Lineage: Eukaryota; Metazoa; Chordata; Actinopteri; Siluriformes; Trichomycteridae. The record is from RefSeq and is a predicted model, not a curated record. Gene Ontology annotation, molecular function: chemoattractant activity; vascular endothelial growth factor receptor 3 binding; growth factor activity. Gene Ontology annotation, cellular component: membrane. Bases 446 to 1645 code for a protein of 399 amino acids.